CGCUGAAACUUCAGAAUUUUGAUUUCCGGAAAUCUCCAUGUUGCUCAGCAUCAGAAGUGAAUUUCAAAUCCACGAGGCACCACAUAUUGAAUAUUUUUCAAACGCAGUAAUCCUUUGUGUGUCAUUCCAUCAGAUUGAUAGACGGAAGGCUUUUAUAGAACACUUUAUCAAAAAAGGUCUCAGGAUUCAGCAUCGCUGUAUGAGUCAAGAAGGGGCACAUCCGAGUGUCAUGACCAAACUACGACAAAUUGAAGAUUCCAUGAGAGUCUAUGGAUACUCCACUCUUAGAAUUGGAAUUGGGGUCAUUUUUUCUGCAGGUUUUGGCAUCUACAUAUUCAGAGAUCAUAUCCGAGGUGCUGCAGCUGAUGAGGUGUCCAAUGUUGCUAGUAAAUCACUGGAACAUGAGGCAGUUAUACAAAAGGCUGAAGAUCUAGCCAAAGCUCUCCUACAUGCUGUUCUAACAGACCCUCCAAUAAAAACACAAUCAGUGAACUUCUUACGUGAUAUAUUCAGUCGUUCAGAUACCCAAGAAGGUCUUAUUGACUUACUCCUUCAUGCGUUAAAUGACCCAAAGACAAAACAGAACUUUGUACGACUAUUAAUUCAAGUUGUAUCUCAGUCACUAAAUGAUGAUGUAUUCCGACAAAAUCUAGUCCUUAAUAUUAACUUACUUUUAAAAGAUGAUAACACAAGGAUAACAUUACUUGCAAUACUCAAAGGAAUUUUAGCAGAUGAGGAAGUGAAAUCGCAAACUAAGGAUUUCAUAGUUGAAGUACUCAGUUCAGACAAAGUGAAAAACAAAGCAUCUGAUUUUGCCAAAGCUGUUCUCAAUGAUGUUGUUAAAGAUGACAUUAUACGUAAAGAUUCAGGAGAUGCCAUGUGGGCAGCUUUUACAUACUCUGUGACUCCUAGGAUAAUUAGUAGAUUCAAACGCUCAGAGAGCAUCCCCAAGGAUGAACAAAGCAAAGAUGAGUCAAUUGAUAAGGAGAAGGAAGUCAGUGAUGGUGAUAGUGGUGCAGAGACAAGUGAUGGUGAACCUGUGGUUGAGAUUGAUAAUGGAGGGAGUGCACAAAAUUAAUGUCAUAUUUCUAAAUUCUUUCUGUAAUUAUUCAAAUGCACAUAAAAUGCAAAGUUUUACAGUGUGUAAGUGUGAUCCUCAGACAAUGUUUGAAAUGAAGCUCUAUUGUUGAUAUUUAAUACUACACUAAUUGCAGGAAGUAUAACAAUAUAAGAAACAAAAGUUUACUUUUUUAUUUUUACACAUUUCUUUUUAUUACUCCAUAUUAAACUCCAAAUGUCACAAUUUGGAGUGAUUAUGCCUUGAAAUUAGAGCAGAGUUUUGUUGCUUUGAAUAAAAUUGUUUUGUACCUUCAGAGUCAAAUGUGCCCAUAUUCAAAUGUACACACAUUUAAGUUAAUUUCAUCAAAUUAUGUUGUGAAUGUGAAAUUCUGAUAUAGUCAUCAAUCUC
Molecule: messenger RNA, 1468 nt
Organism: Owenia fusiformis
Lineage: Eukaryota; Metazoa; Annelida; Polychaeta; Sabellida; Oweniidae
Source: the annotation of a GenBank genome assembly